UUACACAGCAUUUCCGUAGUGGGGAGUGGACAGAGAUUCAUGAGGCAUAGAGGGAAAGGAAGUGAAAAUUGAUGACAAAUUGUUGUGUAGGUUCCAUUUCCUUUGAAAGAAAGAGAUUUCGUGGCGUUUGAAGUUGAUCAUAAACGCAAAUGCGCUUCUCCUACGUUAGAAAUCUAAGCACUCGCUCACGUUCUGUGUCCAAAUUCAAUGAGAAUUUUACGCUCUCAAACCUCAACCUCAAGCCACCUUCUGAUUCAGAUGAUUCGUCUAUGGUGGUGUUUAAGCAGAUUUCUUCUAUUUUCUACGGUGGUAACUCAGUUAGGAAAUCUGAUUCUGAGGAAAUUGAUGGUGGUGCACAGGAGUUUGAAAGAAUGCCAAAUCCAUCGUGGUUGUCGGGCAUAUCUCAAAGCAAUGUAUUAAUCCAAUGGAAAGAGCAAUCUCGUAAAAAGAAGCAAAAACUUGUAUUUGAAUUAGUGCAAGAAAAGCGUUUUCAGAAGUUAAUUGAAAUCUGUGCAAAGAUACUAGGACCAGAGCCUACCCUUGAGUUGUUUGGUAAAGUGGGACGGGAACCAGGUAUCAAAGGAUAUAGUGCAUUGGUAGAAAUGUGCAUAGAUAAGGCCAAAGGUACUGAUGACGAAGACAUUGCAAUAGAAGCAAUGGGGAAGGUUUUUCACCUAUUUAAAUCAAUGAGUGAACAAGGUUUAGAACUUGAAGAGCAAACAUAUCGCCCACUUCUUUUGUACAUUAUUGACAUGUGUAUGGUUGAAGAGUUUCAAUUUUUCUGCGAUGUUAUAGAAAAUGAGAAUCCUAGUUCAGUUACAAGACUGGGUUACUAUGAAAUGAUGCUAUGGUUAAGAGUUAAUAAUGAAGAAAAGAUUCAGGGUCUUUGUAACUACAUUGUAGAGAACAAUGGUGAGGAUAUGUCUGAUUUACGAGAAAGUUAUUUAUUGGCUCUUUGUGAGAGUGAAAGGAAGGAGGAGAUCUUGAAGCUGUUGGAGAUCAUAGACAUAAAAAAAUUCUCAUCUGCUGAAUCUGUAGCAAAGAUAUUUCAGGCUUUAGGAAGAUUAUUAUUGGAACCUGUUGCAGAGAAGUUCCUUUUGAACUUCAAAACAACUGGUGAUUUUGCAGAUAACAUUACAAACUUCAUUGCUAAUUAUGCUGUUAGCAUUCCAAAUUUUUUGGUUGAGGAUGUCAUAAAAAAAUUCAAGGAUUUGCAUAAAAGACUAGAAGUUUCACCUUCAUCCUCAUCAUACGAGAAGCUCAUUUUACAUAGUUGUGCAUUGCUCAAGGUGCAUGUGGCACUUGAUAUUGUUGAUGAAAUGUGUGAAGCAGGCAUGACUUUAUCGACUGAGGUGUUACACUCAAUAUUACAAAUUUGUGACAAGACAUCAGAAUAUAAUUUGGUCCAUCGGAUUCUUUCUAUCAUACGUCGUUACAAUUUGGAAUCAAAUGAUGAAACAUUCAGAUCUAUGAUAGACUUGUUCUUGAAGAUGAAAGAUCUUGAAGGUGCAUAUAAGAUGCUUGAUGAUUUGAAGGAAAUGAAUUCAAAGCCAACAGCAGGCAUGUACAAUGCAGUAAUGGCAGAAUGUUUUCGAGAGAAAAACAUUAGUGAUGGGGUGAGGGUCCUUGAGUACAUGCAGUGUGCUGAUAUAAAGCCUGAUACACAGACUUUCAGCUACCUGAUUAACAACUCUGAAACUGAAGAGGAUAUAGAGAAGUAUUACGAAGAACUGAAGCAAUCUGGACAAAUAGCUACAAAGCAAAUUUUCACGACACUUAUAAAUGCUUAUGCUGCUUGUGGACUGCUGGAGAAAGCAAAAAAGGUAAUCUUAGAUCCAUUGAUACCACUGAAGAGCUUGAACCAAAUCAAGAGUGUUCUUGUCUCAGUACUAGCAUCACAUGGGCAAUUGUCUGAGGCUCUUCUUAUAUACGAGGAAAUGAAGCAAGUUGGACACAAGAUGGAGCCAAAAGAUGUUCUGAGUCUCAUUGAGCACACUCGUUCAGAUGGAGAUUUGAAAAGGUUGCUUCUGCUACUUGAGGAAUUGAAUGAUUCAGACUGUUGGAAUAAUGCUUGCUGCAGAAUCAUCUUGUAUUGCGUUUGGAAUAAGCAUUUAAGUUCUGCUGUUGACUUGUGUAAUCUUCUCAAGGAAAAGUUCCAAAAUGAUGAAUUGGUUAUGGAAGUUCUCUUUGAUAAGGUUUUUUCUCUAAUUGAAGAGUCAGAGUCCAAUCAUUUGCACACCUGCCUCGAGUUACUUUCAGAAAUCAAGGAUAAACUUGGCCUUUUACCUUCACAGAAAUGUCACGAUUCUCUUCUAAGUGGAUUUACCAAUGCCACUGAUUUACACAAUGCUGGAUGAGACUCCUUAGCAAGAGGGUGUAUGUGUAGUGCUUAUAAUCAAGUUUACAACUAAUAGGGGGCUGGUGUACAUAGAAUUC
Messenger RNA from Abrus precatorius (Indian licorice), 2436 nucleotides. Its product is annotated as pentatricopeptide repeat-containing protein At4g04790, mitochondrial-like. The transcript is spliced from 15 exons. NCBI's taxonomy places the organism in Eukaryota, Viridiplantae, Streptophyta, Magnoliopsida, Fabales, Fabaceae. The record is from RefSeq and is a predicted model, not a curated record. Bases 150 to 2357 code for a protein of 735 amino acids. Gene Ontology annotation, molecular function: protein binding.